AUGCCGGUGGCGGGAUCUGAGAUCAUAACUUGGCAGGCCAAGAAGCGGACAUAUUUGAAGCUAUUUGGAUUAGCUUCAAAAAACAAGGCUCUGAAGGGACAAAAAGGAGCAGGGAAAUGGCAAGAAGUUUGCGUUAAGAAUUCAGAUGACCCACUUUUGGGAAAAUUUGAUAAGCCACUUCCCUGUUUUGGGUUUGGAAUUGGAUGGAUUUCCCUCCUGCUUGGACUUGUAUGCCCACCGAUAUGGUAUUAUGCCACAAUUCUCCACUUUAACAAUUACUGCCUCAAGGAUCCAGGAGAGCGAACCGGACUAGCUGCUUCUGCUAUUGCUACAAGUGUUUCCAUUUAUUGCUUGUCAAAAGUUCUGCUCUAAUUUUUACAAUUGCUGCACUGAUUACUUUAGGUGUGUUUCUGCUGUAACUACAGUUUACAUUAUUCUGCG
Messenger RNA from Neltuma alba, 441 nucleotides. RefSeq lists its product as uncharacterized. The record is from RefSeq and is a predicted model, not a curated record. The transcript is spliced from 5 exons. Lineage: Eukaryota; Viridiplantae; Streptophyta; Magnoliopsida; Fabales; Fabaceae. Bases 1 to 372 code for a protein of 123 amino acids.